UGGGAGACGCCGCUGGAUGCCCCUCCCUCCCCUCCCCCUGCGCGCUCCCACGGGGGGGGGGUCUAUGGCCGGCAGGCAGACAAGCCCCCCGGCCAGUGUGGCGGGGACACUGGCACACAUUUUUCUGAAACCCCACCUGGCCACUCCCCCCCAUCGCCUACCUCUCGUCUCCUCCGGUUUUGUAGAUUAUCUCCUCCUCCUGAGUUUCGACGUGUCACAAUGACCAAGCUUUACUCCACUGGUGUUUUCGUCGGCCACACCCGCUCCAAGCGCAAGCUCGACCAGAACUUCUCUCUCAUCAAGAUCGACGGUGUUCGCUCCAAGGAGGACACUGACUUCUACCUCGGCAAGCGCGUCGUCCUUGUCUACACCUCCCCCAAGAAGGUCAACGGCACCACCACCAAGCAGGUCUGGGGCCGCAUUGCCCGCUCUCACGGCAACAGCGGUGUCGUUCGCGCCAAGUUCGCCAAGAACCUCCCCUCCAACAAGCUUGGUGCCAAGGUUCGCGUCAUGCUCUUCCCCUCUCGCAUCUAAGCGCCUGGUGGUGUGUGUGUGAAGCACGAUGAGCAUCGGCAUGUGUGUUGACACACGCGCGCGCGCGCGCCGUGCGUGUGUUCUCCCCGUUUCGAUCACAGGCUCGCCUGUGUGGUGUUGCGUGUGCGCGUGCGCCCGCGCGGGGUCCGCAGUGCUGUCUCUCCCCUCUUCGGCACGUUCUUUCUCCCUCUGCCUGUGGAGGAGCGUGCCAACCGAGAGUGCACUCCUCGCGCCCUUGCCGCCGCGUCUGCGCGCAUCCUGAGGAGAGGUGGGAGGACGCCCGUGCGGCUGCGCCCCCCCCUUGCUGCGCGCGUGCGUAUGUCUCUACCAUAUCCAGCUCAGCGUUGUCGCGUGUCAUAUUACAAUCUUCCGUUGUUC
Messenger RNA from Fonticula alba, 912 nucleotides. RefSeq names its product 50S ribosomal protein L35Ae. Bases 220 to 534 code for a protein of 104 amino acids. Gene Ontology annotation, biological process: cytoplasmic translation; ribosomal large subunit biogenesis. The record is from RefSeq and is a predicted model, not a curated record. Gene Ontology annotation, cellular component: cytosolic large ribosomal subunit; ribosome. NCBI's taxonomy places the organism in Eukaryota, Rotosphaerida, Fonticulaceae. The transcript is spliced from 3 exons. Gene Ontology annotation, molecular function: structural constituent of ribosome.